This is a messenger RNA of Nestor notabilis (Kea), 1224 nucleotides long. RefSeq names its product adenomatosis polyposis coli down-regulated 1-like (gene APCDD1L). Gene Ontology annotation, biological process: negative regulation of Wnt signaling pathway. Gene Ontology annotation, cellular component: plasma membrane. Lineage: Eukaryota; Metazoa; Chordata; Aves; Psittaciformes; Psittacidae. Gene Ontology annotation, molecular function: Wnt-protein binding. The record is from RefSeq and is a predicted model, not a curated record.
UACUGGGACCCCUCCUGCCGCGACCCCUCCUACUCGCUGGUCAUCAAGGGCAAGCUCCGGCUGCGCCAGGCCUCCUGGAUCACCCGCGGGGCCACCGAGGCCGACUACCACCUCCACAAAGUCGGCAUCGUUUUCCACAGCCAGAAGGCCAUGCGGGAGGUGGCCUCCUGGAUCAACCAGACCUCCGGCGAGGGCUGCAGCGGGUUCCUGCCCCCAGGGCGCACUUGGGCUCCCGGAGCCCUCUAUGAACUGCUGAGCGCCAAGACCGAGCGCGACUGCACGGCUGCCUUGGGCUUCGCCAUGCACGAGCUCAGCCUCGUGCGUGUGGAGCAGCACUACCAGGCCUUGCUGCAGCCGCAGCAGAGCGGGAGCCGGCUGGUGGAGGAGCUUCACACGGAGUGGCUGGAGAGGCUCCACUACCGGCCCACCGGCUACCAGCGACCUCUGCAGAGCGCCAUGCACCACGUGCAUCCUUGCCCUGCCUGUGGGAUUAUCUACCGAGCAGAUGAGCAUCACCCGCCCAUACUGCCUGUUCGAGCGCAGCUGCCGAUGCAGCUCAGCGGCAGCUGGGUGAGCACCCACUGCGAGGUGAGACCCGCGGUGCUGUUCCUGACCAGGUACUUCAUCUUUCACGGUAACAACCACACUUGGGAAGGUUACUACUACCACUACUCCGACCCGCUCUGUAAACAGCCGACUUUCACCAUCUACGCAUCUGGGCAUUACACAGAGGGCAUCCCCUCCUCCAAAGUGCAAGGUGGCACAGAGCUGGCUUUUAAAGUCACCCAGGCUCGGGUGACACCGAUGGACCCGGUGACGGCGACGAUGCUGAACUCCUCCGAACCUGGAAGCUGUGGGCUGGCCGGCUCCUGGAGCACUGGGGGGGAGCAGGAUAUAACACCCACGAACGGGUGCCUGGCUUUGGGCAUCAGGCUGCCCCACACAGAGUACGAACUAUUCAAAACGGAGCAAGACGCGAAGGAGCGCAGCCUCCUGUACAUCGGCGAGAGGCCCACCGACGGCUCCAGCCCCGACCGCCCGGACAAGCGGCCCACCUCCUAUCAGGCACCUCUGAUUCAGUGCGCUGCAGCGCCAGAGGAAUUCUCUAACUAUGUUAGUCUAAAGUACUUGGGAAAAAAGGAUGCUAAUGGGAAUGAAGCACUAAAACCUUUGCCUGUGGCCUUUCUAUUGUUUAUAGCACUUCUGUUUUUAAGAUGGGACUAG